This is a messenger RNA of Penicillium mononematosum, 1641 nucleotides long. RefSeq names its product epsin. Gene Ontology annotation, molecular function: clathrin binding; phospholipid binding. The transcript has 5 exons. Lineage: Eukaryota; Fungi; Ascomycota; Eurotiomycetes; Eurotiales; Aspergillaceae. Gene Ontology annotation, biological process: endocytosis; actin filament organization. Bases 1 to 1641 code for a protein of 546 amino acids. Gene Ontology annotation, cellular component: clathrin vesicle coat; endosome; plasma membrane. The record is from RefSeq and is a predicted model, not a curated record.
AUGUCCAAAGUCGUGCGGAGCGUGAAGAACGUCACAAAAGGAUAUUCCUCAGUGCAGGUUAAGGUCCGAAAUGCCACUAGUAAUGACCCUUGGGGCCCUACGGGCACCGACAUGUCCGAGAUUGCCGCCAUGACUUUCGGGAGUCCAAACGAGUUCUACGAGAUCAUGGACAUGCUUGACAAGCGACUCAACGAUAAGGGCAAGAACUGGCGCCACGUGCUGAAGUCACUGAAGGUCUUGGACUACUGUCUCCACGAAGGCUCGGAGUUGGUGGUAACGUGGGCCCGGAAAAAUGUCUAUAUUAUCAAGACUUUGCGCGAGUUCACAUAUGUGGAUGAGGAAGGAAGGGAUGUUGGCCAGAACGUUCGCGUCGCAGCAAAGGAAUUGACUGCGUUGGUACUGGAUGAAGAUCGCUUGCGCGGUGAACGGUCAGAUCGCAAACUCUGGAAGACUCGCGUGAGCGGACUCGAUGAAGGCUACGGAAGCUCCAGCAUGGAACCGCCGCGCAGAGACCGACGCCGACGCAACGGGGACGACGACUCCGACACCGAAUACCGCUUAGCCAUUGAAGCCAGCAAGGCCGAAGCCGAGGAGGAGCGCAGACGACGUGCCAAGGAGACAAUGGCAACUCAGGAUGACGAGGAUCUUGCCAAGGCCAUCAAGCUUAGCAGGGAAGAGGAGGACCUCCGAAAGCGCGAAUUAGAAGAGAGCAACGCCCAAUCUCUCUUCGACGACACCCCGGCUCAAGUCCAGCCAACCGGCUACAACCAGGGCUACCAACAGCAAGGUGCUGUGGACUGGUUCGGCAACCCGAUCAACCCGCAGCAGCCUAUGACAACUGGUUACUUGAACAACCAGUAUGCGCAGCCGACAGGAUUCCAGAACCAGCCCACCGGCAUGAAUAACCCUUACGCCAACGGCUAUCAGGCGCAGCCCUCGGCCUUUGAUCAGAACCCUUACGGCCAGCAACAAAACAACCUUUUGCAACCGCAGGCCGCUCUUCAACCCCAGCACACCGCAUUCAAUCCUAACAACCCUUACGGCAAUAACCCUUGGGCCGGGAACCCAUCCCAGCAACUGCAGCCCGCAGAUGCCCUCAAGCCCAUGCCGACAGGAUCAAACAAUCCCUUUGCUCAGCGUACUCAAACACAGUUCAACAAACCUGCACAAACAGGCCCGCCGACACUUAAUUCCUUGUCGGAGGACCGUGCAACGAAUCAGUUUGCCCAGAACAAUGCGCAGUAUGGCCAAAGCUCGCAGUUCACCCAACCCACUCAGCCCAACCCGAUCGCCGGCUUCCAAGCCCCACAGCCACCCAAGAGUACCCCGCCACAGGACCCUCAUCAUGCUCGUCUCAACGCCCUUCUCGGGUCUGGCGAAGGCCAGGAUACCUUCGGCAACGUUGGAGAUCUCCGAAUCCCCGCACAGCACACAGCACCUGGCACAUUUGUCAAUUCUGCUGGUCAGGGUUUGGACCGCCUACACGCUACGCCUACCGGAAACCCAUUCUUCAAUCAACAAUUCACAGGCAUGCCGCAGCAGACCGGCUAUGUGCAGCAGCAGCAACAACCUGCUAAUAACAACCCUUGGGGAGGCCGGCAGCAGCAGCAGCCUGGCGGCGGUAGCCUGAUUGAUCUGUAG